Messenger RNA from Symbiodinium natans, 594 nucleotides. Lineage: Eukaryota; Dinophyceae; Suessiales; Symbiodiniaceae. The record is from the annotation of a GenBank genome assembly.
AUGCACAAGUACCGGUUACUCUCCAAAAAGGGCGAGGGCACUUUCUCAGAAGUGCUGAAGGCCCAGUCCAUCAAGUCUGGGAAGCAUGUGGCCAUCAAAUGCAUGAAGAAUACCUUCGACAGCAUUGACCAGGUGAACAACUUGAGGGAGAUCCAGGCUCUCCGGCGGCUCGCCGGGCACGCGAACAUCAUCAAGUUGCAUGAAAUCCUCUACGACGAGCCCACGGGAAGGUUAGCGUUGGUCUUCGAGUUGAUGGACAUGAACGUGUACGAAGCGAUCAAGGGACGGAGGCACUACUUGCCCGACACGAAGACGAAGCACUACAUGUUCGAAGCCAGAUCCUUCACAAAGUGUGGCAUAGCUGCCAUGGAACGCCCGGCGGAGUUGCGACUGAUUCACGCCCUGGGGCUUGAGGUUCCGAACUUCCGCAGGGGACUCAUGGACCGCUCCAUGCUGCAAGGGCCCGAUGGCACGCAGAGGCGGAUCUGUGUUAGCACCACUCAGGUGGCGCAGGAGGCAGCUCCGGCGCCGGCGGAGGCUGGUACGGGGGCCACAUCCGGUGCGGCGCGCGGCUCAAAGAAGCAGGAAGCCUAG